Messenger RNA from Closterium sp. Naga37s-1, 1044 nucleotides. NCBI's taxonomy places the organism in Eukaryota, Viridiplantae, Streptophyta, Zygnematophyceae, Desmidiales, Closteriaceae. The record is from the annotation of a GenBank genome assembly.
AUGGAGUACCCAGCGCAUCAUCCGAUGAACCACCCGAUGUAUCCGCCGCACAUGCCGCUCUACUACCCCGGAAUGCCCACCAUGCCGGUUCCUUACUACGGCAUGCCGUACCCUCCGUUCCCGUACAACCCGUGGAUGGCUCCUUACUCCUCGCCGUUCAUGCCUCCCCAACAUGCUAUGCCUGGAACCAGCGCAAUGCCCACCGACCCUGCCGCUAUCGCGCGUCAGCGUCGCCUUGUCGCGGAUUCAGCGCGCGGAAAGCGACGACGACACGCGCUCAACGCCUCCUCGCAGUUCCCCUCCGCCGUAUCUUCCGCUAUGCCUUCCGCGUCCUUCUACGGCCACCCUGUUUUAUCCUCACCCUCCAUGAUGCCCUGGACUCACGUCAACCCCGAAACCGCCGAUUCAGCUAACACCGCUCCCUCUUCGCCGUUCGUUCCCGCCGCUCCUCUCCCGCCGUUCUCCCCCGCCGUAGUCCCGUCGUCUCCCAAAGCCGUCGCGUCUCCUGCCCGGUGCGCCUCGCCUGUCCCCUCAUCGUCCCCUGCUGCGACGGGAAAAGCCGGCGCGGGGAAGGCUGCGGCGAAGAGUCCGCUGGGUAGAUCUGCUCCUCCUGCUCCCGCUGCUACUGCUGCUGCUGUUGACAAAUCUCCUGCCGUGAAGUUCUCAGCUGAAGCGGAGGUCGUUGCUGCUCCAGCCGCUGCCCUGCCGGUUUCGCCUGUCCUUAAGAUUGAAGAGGACGUGUUCGUUCCUACGGCUACCGCUCCCGUUAUCCCCGCUAUUGCCGCUCCUGCGGGCGGGCAGCAAGCUAAGGGAGGGAAGGUUGCGGCGAAGCAGCAGCGGGAUGAGAGGCGCGUGAAGCGGCUGCUGCAGAACCGCGUGAGUGCGCAGCAGGCGCGGGAGCGGAAGAAGAAUUAUGUGUCGGAGUUAGAGCAGCGGUGCGAGACGGUUGAGAGGAGUAACGCGGAGAUCGAGGGGGAGAUAGCUGCGCUGAUGGCGGAGAACGAGCGCCUGAGGCAGUCGAUGCGGAGAGCCAUCAGGGUUUGA